Messenger RNA from Arctia plantaginis, 306 nucleotides. NCBI's taxonomy places the organism in Eukaryota, Metazoa, Arthropoda, Insecta, Lepidoptera, Erebidae. The record is from the annotation of a GenBank genome assembly.
AUGGUAAAGUGGAAAAAGAAGUUCCCUGAAGUUCACAACUCCCAUGAACCGAAAAAUCACCAUGAUGAUUGCUAUUUUUGCGUCGUUUCGUCUCGUCGGUCGGUCGAUUUACCGUCUGCUAAACAACCAACUUUGGUGCCUAUUCUAGCUCAAGAGCCCAUACCACUAGUUUUACCUUCGGCAUCUGCAGCAGCUUCUUGCCAAAUGGAAACAGACGACAUAAUAGACGAUGAUAAGUCAAAUGAUCCUGAUUUUAUCCCCAAUGCCACGACUACAGACCUUUUUAAUCAUAAUCGAGUUGAAUGA